CGAUAAAAUUCUUUUGUCGUUGCAGUCCGCAAUUGUUCGUUCGUUACACGUCGCGCAAACGGGAUCGGAAAAUAUUUCGGUGGACCUGGCUAACGACAGCGAAACAUCAUGACGGAUAGUGAUAAGAAACUGAUGUCACGCGUAUUAAAGCUCGCCAACAAAUUCAACUGCUUCUACCUGUCGGGUUUCCACUCAGGUGAAUGCAGGGCAUUCGUAGUGGAUGGCCAGCAGGUCGGCUUGGUGCGUCCAGAUGUAAUAAAGGAGCUGUUAAAUUACCCUCAGGUCUUUCAAGUACAUCCAGAAUAUGUGCAACUAAAUCCAGCCUUUCGAGACUAUGCCGAGAGAAGUGCACGUGUCGAUGAAGUCCUGAGGGAAUGGCAGGCCGGCGGAAAAUUUGUAACACUGCGGGGUUGGAGAGAGGAAUGCUAUGAAGUACGUGCACAGUUCAACACAUCUCCAUUAUUCAAAAUGGACCGAUCUGCAACAUGUCUAUUCGGAAUUCGCAAGUAUGGUGUAGACAUUAACGGAUACGUAAAUGAUCCUGUCAAGGGUCUGUCAAUAUGGUUGCAAAAACGUAGCCCCAACAAGCAGACCUGGCCCGGGUACUGGGACAACAUGGUCAGCGGCGGACUGAGCGUAGGCUACGGCAUAAAUGAGACCGCAAUCAAAGAAGCCGGGGAGGAGGCCAGCAUCCCCAAUAAUCUCGUUACAAAGCUGAAGAGCGCCGGCUGCGUGUCGUUGUUCUUCGAAAGCGAAAGGGGCCUGUUCCCGAACACCGAGUUCGUCUACGACCUAGAACUGCCGCCAGACUUUGUGCCCAGCAACAACGACGGCGAGGUGGAGACCUUCGAGCUGCUUCCAGUCAACGAAUGCCUAGAGAGGAUAUUGUCCUCGCACUUCAAGACCACAUCAGUUCCGGUCGCCCUCGAUUUCUUAAUCAGACACGGAUACAUUACUGCCGAGAACGAGCCUAAUUUUAUACAAAUCGUGGAACUGCUUCAUGUACCACUGCAAACCUUGUACAAUCAACCACAAAAAAAGUGUAAAAUAGCCACCAACGGCGAGGCAAUCGAGUCCCUAGACAGAAUUUAAGUUUAACCUAGAUUGUAAUUUAAAAAGAAAAGAGAGAAAAAAAACGAAAAAAAAAACGUUGGAAUUGAUUGAAUUGGACAACACGAUUGGGGUUGAGCCUUUCUUUUGUGGUUUUCUUGUAUUCGGUCGAUCCUUCGCAGAUUUUAUAUAGGAAAAUGGUGCAGUUUUGCGUGCGUUCAGGGAACUGCCAGGUAGUAGCAAACAAAUUUUUACGAAAUUGGUUGGAAAUAUUGAAUUUCACGUGUUUCAACGUUAAUGACGUCUGCUGUUGGGGCGAAUAAUUCUAUAUCGAUCAUGAAAGUGAGGAUCCCAGGCGCUAGUAGGACUGGGGUCCCCACGCCCAUUGGUGAGGUUGGGUCUGAGGACCCCAGUCAUCAUUGUUAGACGUAAUCCGUUGUGAACUUGUUGGUAGUCGAAUUUGAUUUUUUGAAAUUCAGUCUAUGUAUUCCAAUUCGUGAUGACUGGCGUCCCCAUACCGUAUCGGUGAGGUCGAGGUCCCAAGGACCCCCAUUGAUCACCGUCAUACAUUAUUUAUUGCGAUCUUGUUGAUAUUCGAUUUGAUUUUGUGAAAUUGAGUCUAUACAUUCAAGUCCAAGAUUUUGUGAAGUUGAGUCUAUACAGUCGAGAAUCCAAGAUGGCCGGGGUCCCCGGCACCCUGCCUGUGAGGCCGCCGGUCCGAGGACCCCGGGCCCAUCUCUGCCAUACCUAACGCAUUGUGACCUUGUUGGCGUUCGAUUUGAUUUUUGUAAAAUUGAGUCCGCAAUACAGAAAGCUAUGUGUUCGACGAAAAACGAUCCUCGAAUUACUUUGGUUCACGUCACGCUGUAUCUUCCUCUUUGGUUUUCGAACUGAAUCUUGCACAACAAAACCGAGUAAAGCCACGCUCUCACGGAAGUUCUACAUACGAAUGGAUACAAACGACAUUUUGAUGUAAACAACAUCGACCGACGUUGAAUUAGAAGUAUUAUAUUAACGCAGCAUUCCAGAAUCAUAGAUUUAAACGUAAUUAAACGUAAUUUCAAUUCUAAGCGACGGAAAGGUAACAAUAGUUUUUGCGCAUACUCGAGACUUUUGUACUAACGUUUGUGAUCGAGACUUUUGUACUAACGUUUGUAAUCGAGACUUUUGUACUGAACCAAGACGAUAAACGCGACGAGAUGCGACUCGCUUACACUUGUUAACAACGAGGGAUGGGGUGGGGGGUGGGGGAUGGGGGCGGUGCGUGAAGUCGACGCACGUGCAACACAAAACAGUGGGCAGCAAUAUCUCGGUAUUCUGCGGUAGUAUUAAAAAAAAAAAGUAAACGUACACGUACACAGAGACAGAGAGACACAUUCACAGUAUUAUUAUCGAAAACGUGAAUGCAUAGUAACCGUUUUGAUAUGUUUUAACGCGAGAAAAUUUCGUAGACGAAUUCUGUCGACGUUAUGUGUUCUUGUAGCCUCAGCUAUGCUGCCAAACGGGAAGUGAAAAGAAAGUUUUUCUUAGGAUCUAGCAUAAACGUCACCGUGACUGGGGAACAACAAAUGUUCAUUCUAUGUAAACGUAGCUAGAGUUUUUCAUCGGACCGUGAUAAUUCAUCGUGCAAAGUUGCAGUGUAGUGCUCAUUCAAGAGACGAAAUUUUUCGUAUAAGGGUGUAUUAUUUUCGUUGAUGUAGACGCUUUUCCGUUGCUUCCUUUUACAUGAGACACCAUGCAAUCGAAGUAUUCUAAGCGUGAUAGUGUUUAGUUUUAUUGGAACUAACAAGGAGGAGUUUCGAACAAGUUCGACCCUCGCGAGGCGUACGAUUCGAACGAAUUGCACAGCGGCCGGUAAAAUUAGAUCCGGUGAACUUUCGAAAUUUCGUAGUUUCAAACUUGCGUCACGCGUCUGUUAGUGCCGAUUAUUCUACUAGAUCUUCUUUGAAUGGUUAAACGAUUCGAGCCGGCUGCUGCUGGAAAAAAAUAAUUGCUAUACGGAUAGGAGGUUUGGGCCGGAAUGGGCCCAGAACGCCGCGCCGUCCGAGGGUUGAUACUUUUUUAACAAACGAUUCUAAUAACAUACUAGUCAUACACGUCGCCGUCUUAUACUUUUAACAUUAAUCUGGUCAUGGAAUUUAGUAUAUCUACGAUUCGCGUUCGUUUUUAAGAGAGGGACGACUAACGUUUUGUGAUAGUGCUGAUGGGUACGGCUGGCCAUACUGCUUGACACGAAUGGGACAACAUUGUCGACGAGCAAAUCUUUCAUUUAUAUUUUUUUUUCUUUCAUUCGGAUCACUUCAACGUCAUCGCUUGCACUAAAUUGUUACCACGGCGAUCAUCAUCAUCAUUAUCAUCAUCAUCGUCAAUCAUCAUCAUCGUUAACAUCGUCAUCAUCAUCCAUUGUCAUCAUCAUCAUAAUCAUCAUUAUUAUCCAUCGUCAUCAUCAUCAUCAUCCACUUCGUUCGAUUCCCACGAUUUCGUAUUUGUUGAUUGUUCAUGGAGAAAAGGAAAAAUGGAAGAUGAAUGAAACGAAUUCACGAAAUAUGUAAGGCGAAUUACUACUCGAUCAUUCUCAUUCGUUGUAUUAUACGAGUGUAUUACGCAUUAUACUUAAUCUUUUCCACGAUUCUUUAGGACGUAUGCGAAUUAUUACAUAUUCUCUGUUGUUAGAUAUAAUCAUGUACUGAUCAUUAAAAUAGCAGGAAGUGAAGGGCGAAUCAAUUGCAAAACGAUAUUAACAUAACGACUAUAUAAUUCAGAUGCUUUGUACUUUACGAAUGUAUUUCUUUUUCAGUUUAUGUAAAAUAACACAUGCAAUAAUAAACUAAUGUUAACAGACCAAUGUUACAGUUCUGCGGGGAAGAAUUAAUUUGAAAUAAACUUCCAACUAAUAA
Molecule: messenger RNA, 3947 nt
Organism: Megalopta genalis
Lineage: Eukaryota; Metazoa; Arthropoda; Insecta; Hymenoptera; Halictidae
Molecular function (GO): 8-oxo-dGDP phosphatase activity
Source: RefSeq, a predicted model, not a curated record